Fulvia fulva is the source of this 828-nucleotide messenger RNA. RefSeq lists its product as uncharacterized. The record is from RefSeq and is a predicted model, not a curated record. NCBI's taxonomy places the organism in Eukaryota, Fungi, Ascomycota, Dothideomycetes, Mycosphaerellales, Mycosphaerellaceae. Bases 1 to 828 code for a protein of 275 amino acids. The transcript has 2 exons.
AUGUAUAUGUUCCACUACAACAAACUUGACAUCUCCUGGGAUGGGUUAUUCGAGAUCGAAGAUGUCGGUGAUUACAUUGGAGAUCCAGAAUGGAGGCGGAUGAAGAUCGUAGAAAGAGCAUUAGAAAAGCACUGCAGCGAUACCGCGAACGAGUCGAGACUUUUCACUUCCAGCUCUUGCGAGCAGCCAUCGACGAGGCGAACUGUCUCUCAGCAGCAGGCAUUCGAGUGGAGAAAGAAGAGUCCCAUGAAGCGACGAGUCUAUGCGAUCGCAACGCAAUGCCUACACCCGGCUCUAGGCUACGGAGACGAGCUUACUCAUCCCGACGUCGAGAAACGAGAAGCAUGGUUUGGACACAUCCGGGACGCCAUUGCGGCCUUGGACAUCGAGCCUGAUCUGCCCCGUUCUGAGUUCCUCCCAGCAGACCUUCAGUAUCUAUGGACACUGUUUGACGGGAUCUGCGGCCCAGGUCUGCCUAGAUGGCGUGAAAUACAUCAGAUGGACUUCAUCACAUCGACAUCAGAAGUCGCACGCGAAAAUCCUCUCAAAACACGAGAUCGUGUCAUCAUAGGCAUCCGCAACAACCGCAAUCUCGACUGGGACUCCCAACAUCUCAACGCCAUCUCCUUCAACUGGAGCGACUGGCAGAUCUCGCUGGCUGUCAGAAUUGGGAUGCAGAGUCUAGCGAUGCGGGCACGUGGGCUGUCUUUUGCCGCGGGCUUCGAGCCAGUAUCGACGACAAAGCCCUGUGUGCGCAUGAAGGCACCGAGGGCGAUGAAGGUCUUUGGGAAGAUGGAGAUGGGGACUGGAUGUGGAGAUACGGCAUGA